This is a messenger RNA of Closterium sp. Naga37s-1, 399 nucleotides long. Lineage: Eukaryota; Viridiplantae; Streptophyta; Zygnematophyceae; Desmidiales; Closteriaceae. The record is from the annotation of a GenBank genome assembly.
AUGAGGCUAUUACGAGACUUCCGAAAUGUUCGAGUUACUACAUUUGCCCUCCUCCUUACUAUGGUCUUAAACUCUCUUUUCUGCGUUCUUCUGCUUCUCCCUAACGGAGUGAAUUCCCUCCCACGUCACGGCGGCCGGCCGAACUUUAACGACUGGGUGAAGUCGUACCGCCCCGACUUGGCAUCGCAUCAGUUCGACCCCAUCCGCAUCCGCGCUCCCAGACAGAUACCAGAGGAGUACCGGGACGUGCACAUCCCAUCGGAGGAGGAGCUGCAGAUGCUGGUGCAGUUUGGCCACGCGCACCAUGCCUCCUACUACUUCAACACCAAGCCCGCCGCUGCCAUGGCUGCUGCUGCUGAAGCCGCCGCAGGGGUGGGGGUUGGGGACCAGAAGCCUUAG